AUGCACACCAAAUGGGCCUACAACCACGGCCCCCUCCUCCGAGACCCUCUGCCUCGAAAGCGGCGUGUCAGAAAGCCAAAGCGAGUCCUGUGGGAGACCGCCAGCCCAAUACAAGCGCCGCCGCCAUCACCAUCACCCUACGACGGCGACGCAGAAAGCGAGACUACAAGAGCUGACUCAGGCGCCGAUGAAGCAGGUUCGGCGACAGCGCAGCAACAACAGCCCAUGCGAUCGAUCGGCAUGAACUCAUACGGCGGACAGCCGGCGCGGCAGACACCGAGGCUUCAGAACACCAAUAAGACUGGGUUAGGAGGGACUUCGAGUGGAUGGGGCGGGUUCGGUAUGCCCUCGGCAGCAGGAGGGUUUGGGGGGUUAGGAGGCGCACCGGGGCUGGGCCAGCCACGGGCACAACAGCUGUCGGGGUUUGCGCAGGUGAUGGGCGGCGGGAGUGGGCAGGGGCCGAUUGAUAUGAGUGACUUCCCGAGCCUAUCUGGUGGGCCUCGACCUCAGCAAAAUAAUGCGGCUGCACCUGGCUGGAAUAGCAGUGCAAUCAGGCAGCCUUCAGCACAACCGCAACAGCAGCAACAGCCAGGUCAGGCCAGAGCCCCGUCAGCAGCACCCUCACAGCAAUCUCUGGACCAAUUUGAUGGGCAAAGAACACAGCAGCCUCCUAUAGAGCGGUCAGGGGGUGGCGACGAUUUCCCACCUUUAGGCGGACAGCUAAAUGGUGACGGAUUUGGCCAAACGAAUGGUGUUAGCAGCAUCAUCGGCUCUUCUGAUGCUGAGCAACCCAGAACGAACGGCCAGCAAGCACAACUACCGAUACGGCAGGGCAGCAUCAACUUCCACCAAAACCAACAAACGCCUGCUACACAACCUCCGCCAUCACAAGCUCUGCAGAACGGGCAGCCACCUGCUCCAUCACUCAACAUCAAAAAGUACGCUGAUAUGACAGAGAACGAGAGGUGGGGCCUGACGGGCCUCCUGGCUGCCUUCCAAUCGCGGAGCCAGGCAGAGGCUGGUGGCAACGUGGACGACACUUUACCUCCGGCUCUCCGACAUCACAUCAUCAUGGGCAACGACCUCAACUCCCUCGGCUUAGACCUCGACUCCAACGACCCCCUCUACCCCACCUUCACCCCCUUCCAAGCCGUCGGCAGCUCCGGCUCUUCCUUCGAUUUCCACGAACGCCACAUGGUCCCCGACUUCACCCUACCCAGCGCCUACACCGUCAAUAACGUCCCGGCUCUCCAAGACCGAAUAUCCGCCUUCAGCGACGAAACCCUCUUCUCCGUAUUCUACCAAAAUCCCCGCGACGCCCUCCAAGAACUCGCCGCCACCGAGCUCAUCUCCCGGGAAUGGCGCUGGCACAAACUCCUCCGCCAAUGGCUGCAAAAGGAUACCCGCGAGGCUUCGUCCUCCUCUUCGCUCCAACUCGUCGAUCUCACGAACGGCGCGCCGGUGGGCACCCAGCCUAUUCGGACGAGCGAGAGGGGGGAGAAGGGCGUGUACGUGUUCUUUGACGCGAUGAAUUGGAGGCGGGAGAGACGGGUGCUGGAGCUGGAUUACGAGCAUUUGGAUCCGGCGAGGGUGGCGACUAUGCCGCCGGGGUUGGGAGGUGUGGGGGCACAGGGUGUGCAGGGGCAAGGACAAGGCAGGGUGCAGGGGGUGGAGAUGGGGGGUGUGGGGCAAGGGAGUAGUUUGGUACCUGGUGCAUGA
Saxophila tyrrhenica is the source of this 1719-nucleotide messenger RNA. RefSeq names its product transcriptional regulator (gene CDC36). Gene Ontology annotation, cellular component: CCR4-NOT core complex; P-body. The transcript is spliced from 3 exons. Lineage: Eukaryota; Fungi; Ascomycota; Dothideomycetes; Mycosphaerellales; Extremaceae. The coding region runs from base 1 to 1719 and encodes 572 amino acids. The record is from RefSeq and is a predicted model, not a curated record. Gene Ontology annotation, biological process: regulation of DNA-templated transcription; nuclear-transcribed mRNA poly(A) tail shortening.